This is a messenger RNA of Teleopsis dalmanni, 1498 nucleotides long. RefSeq lists its product as uncharacterized. Gene Ontology annotation, cellular component: chitin-based extracellular matrix. Gene Ontology annotation, molecular function: structural constituent of chitin-based larval cuticle. Bases 56 to 1498 code for a protein of 480 amino acids. The transcript has 2 exons. The record is from RefSeq and is a predicted model, not a curated record. NCBI's taxonomy places the organism in Eukaryota, Metazoa, Arthropoda, Insecta, Diptera, Diopsidae.
UACUAGUUCGGUACGCUAGCAGCGCUUUAAAUUCUUUAAAUAAAAUUUGCAAAAAAUGAAAACCUUCGUUGGAAUUUUGACAUUGGUGGCAGCUACUUCAGCAGCAAGUUUAGCCUACUAUGCACCUGCACAACGUUCAUAUCCUGUAAUAUACAGCGCUCACAGCUCUGGAUUAGUAACACCCACACAACAGCAGUAUCAUUCACAGGACGAUCUUGGACAGUACUCAUUCGGUUACAGGGAACCAUUAUCAGCUAAACAGGAAGUGCGUUCCUUGGAUGGUGUCACUAGAGGCGCAUAUAGUUACAUUGAUGCUGAAGGUAAAUUACAGACAGUUCAGUAUACUGCUGAUGCUGAUGGAUUUCAUGUAGCUGCUACGAAUUUACCGAAAGCUGUGAACGUGCCUAAUUUUCGUCGCCAAAGUGCGCACAUUCCAGUUACCAACAAUGUUCCAGUUGCCGACAAUGUUCCAAUUACCGACACUAUUCCAGCUACCGACAAUGUCGCAGUUGCCUCAGCCCGUGCAGUUCACUUGGCAGGUAAUCAACAGGCUGGGUUGUACAUGGCAGAACCUAUCACCAAUAGUCUCAAGUCCACCGGAAUGGACGCAAAUGACAGCAAUUUGGAAUUGUCUAACACCGUGGCAGAUACCCCCGAGGUGGCCUUGGCCAAGUUAGAGCAUUUAAAGCGUAUCGAAUAUGAAAAGGAGCGUAACGCUUUAUUAAGCCAUUCUAAAUUAUAUACCGCAUCAACAUUCAUACCAACAACACUCAUAACAGUAGCAUACGCAGCCGAUAGUGGAUAUUACUAUCCUAAGCCAGCUGUAAGAACGCCUUUAAUAUUAACAACGACCAAUGUUAAUACACAGCAAUACCAUACACAAGAUACACUUGGGCAAUAUUCUUAUGGCUACACAGAACCCUUGUCCACCAAACAAGAAGUACGCACCUUGGAUGGUGUCACACGUGGUACCUACAGUUACACCGAUGCAGCUGGUAAAUUGCAAACUGUCAACUAUAUAGCCGAUGCCGAUGGCUUUCGCGUAGCUGCCACAAAUUUGCCACAGCCAGUACCUAUACCAGCAACCAAGGCACUUAAACCAGUAGAAGAUACACCUGAGGUGGCUGCUGCACGUGCUCAACAUUUGGCAGCGUACAAAGCUGUGGAAUUAAGUUUAGCAAAAACUGCUUCACAGGAAAUUGCUUUAACCAAACAACAAAGUGCGAGUCUCAUAAGCAAAUCCGGACUACCUCUUCCAGUGCAGGAUACUCCUGAGGUCACUGCUGCCAAGCUCGACUUCUUCAGUCGCUACGAAGAAGAGAAGCUACGACAUAAAUUAUUACGAGAGAAACAAAGUGCUACAAAAGUUUUUGUAAAAUCGCAACCAUUUAUUGUACAGAGUUACCAACCCCAAAUAUUGCCAAGCAAUGGUUAUCACUAUUUUUACAAUUAUCCUGUGGUACCAGCUUUAAAUCGUAAUUAUUUGCCAGUUUUUUAG